Molecule: messenger RNA, 1452 nt
Organism: Penicillium nucicola
Lineage: Eukaryota; Fungi; Ascomycota; Eurotiomycetes; Eurotiales; Aspergillaceae
Exons: 2
Coding region: 1-1452 (483 amino acids)
Biological process (GO): transmembrane transport
Molecular function (GO): transmembrane transporter activity
Source: RefSeq, a predicted model, not a curated record
AUGGUCGCAGCUGGCGGCUCUGAGGAGCCUGAACUGGUGUACUCAGCAUUCGGCAAGUAUGAGAGGAUGUUUAUUAUCACCAUGGUCACGCUGGCGGGUUUAGCAUCACCUCUAUCUAGCCAGAUAUAUUAUCCAGCAGUUCCGAUCCUUGCGGAUUAUUAUGGAGUGACGGUAGGCAAAAUCAACCUCACUAUCACCACAUACAUGAUAGUCCAAGGGCUGGCACCGGCUUUCUUAAGCAGCUUCGCUGACUCUGGGGGCCGUCGCCCCGCGUACAUCCUGGCUUUUAUAACCUAUUUCAUGGCCAAUCUUGGGUUGGCACUUCAAGACAACUAUGCUGCCUUACUUGCUCUUCGUUGCCUUCAAAGUGCAGGCAGCAGCGCCACGUUCUCUCUAGGAUAUGGAGUCGCAGCGGAUAUUGCUGCGUCGAGACAAAGGGGCAGAUACAUGGGAUCUAUGAAUGCAGGAUUCAUGACAGCACUUGCUUUCGGUCCUUUCUUGGGUGGCAUCCUAGUCCAGUGGCAGGGGUGGAGAAGCAUCUUUUGGUUUUUGGUAAUUGCGAGCGGCAGUUAUAUGGUUCUUUAUCUGGUUGCCGUGCCAGAAACAUCGCGUCAGUUGGUAGGGAAUGGGACCUUCUGCCCGUCAUCUCCCUUGAGGAUGUCAGGUAUUCAGUGUCUUCAAGCAUGGUGUAAAAGGGCAUCCUCCGUCGACCCAAAUGUGCUGAGACGGCAAGAUAAUUCUACCAACCCACGGCUCCAGACAUACAACCCUAUCCGGGCUUUGGAGGUCUUCCGGAGCAAGAGUGCAGCGAUAGUCAUCUGCCAUCUCGGCUUGAAUUACACCUUCAAUAUCAUGAUGGGAACCAGCACGGCGAAUCUCUUUGGGCGCCUCUACAACCUGGACUCGAUGAAAGUCGGACUAUGUUUCUUACCCGCUGGGAUAUGCGGAUGCAUAGGCUCUUUGUUGACAGGCAUAAUCGCCGAUAGAAACUACCAACGCUUUUCUCAUCGUCUCGGGUACACUUCUGAUAAUCAAGUCCGCACCGGACCACAAAAGUUUCCCUUUGAAAAGGCUCGAUUACAAAUCGUUUUUCCACUUACUGCUGUUGUAAUCACUUGCUUGCUGUUAUAUGGCUGGAUGCUCCAGCGCCGGGUUCCUCUCGCCGUGUUGCUAGUUUUACAAGGGAUCCAGGGUUUCUGCAGCACAGGUUCAAUCAGCGUCUUGAGCACACUAUUAACCGACCUCAAUCCUACUCGACCCGCCACAGCGUCCGCAGCAUCAAAUAUGGUCCGAUGCUGGCUUGGUGCUGGAGCCGUCGCAGCCUUAGAUCACAUGUUCAACGGUAUGGGUUUUGGAUGGUGUUUCUCUUUCAUGGGAUUAUUGCUGCUGGCUUCAGUACCGCUGCUUUGUUUAGUAUACGUCUAUGGAUUGGAGUGGCGAACCGCCUCUUAG